This is a messenger RNA of Chrysemys picta bellii (western painted turtle), 2049 nucleotides long. The record is from RefSeq and is a predicted model, not a curated record. Lineage: Eukaryota; Metazoa; Chordata; Testudines; Emydidae.
AUGGGGGAUCUGGUGUUUGUGGGGCCGAACCCCCCGUACCUGGGACACGAGGCUCAUGGGGCUGUUUCUGAGAUUGCAGCAGCAGAAGUGGAUAUUAACGAGUGUCUGGGGCCGAGCCCGCCAGACUGUGGACGCAACGCACACUGCACCAACGUGGCUGGGAAUUACUACUGCACCUGCAUCGAUGGCUACGAGCCCAGCUCUGGGAAAGACAAGUUCACGAACGCGAGUGAGAACACCUGCCAGGACAUUGACGAGUGCCAGCGAAACGCCACAAUCUGUGAGCCCCACGGGAACUGCAUCAACAUGCCAGGGAGUUACAUGUGUAAAUGCAGUUGGGGAUUUGGGAAGAGUCAAAAGAAUACAUCUCAGAUCUGCACAGACAUCAACGAGUGCAACAAGAACCCAGAUAUCUGCAGCCCCAAGGCCACGUGUGUCAGGAGACAGGAGCAUGAGGGACAGGCAAAGCGGAGUGAAGCAACUCUCGGUUUCAGUGCCCUCCUGAAGAGCACCUCCCUCUGGGAUGGCGGAGACAAGGGGGACGUGGGGUUGGCCCUGACAGUGCUGCUGCAGAGCGUGGAACUGGCCGCGCUGGCCACUGCGCUCCAGUCUCCAGAGAUAACCACACAGAACAUGACGACAGAGUCUAUGGCUAUCCAGACACGGCUCGUCACAGGGAACUGCAGCCGGGACAGUGAGGUCUUCACGCUGAGAGCUCACGAGCAGACGAUGGUCGUGCACUGUGAUACAGUCACCGGGGCAGCCACACAAGGUUUGGGGGCUGCUGCUUUUAUUUCCUACUCCACCCUGGACUCCAUCAUCAGUGCGAGACGUCUCAGCGAGGGAAAUCUACCGGCUGGUGGGAAGCUGGAGAAGAGUCAUCUCAACUCCAGGGUGGUGAGUGGGGCCCUCGGAGACGGGAGACCCAUUCACCUCUCCAAACCCACAAACUUCACCCUGCGCCACAGACAGGCCAAAAAAGAGGAGGACGAGGCUCUCUGCGUCUACUGGAAAGUAGAGGCCGAAAGCAGCAGUUGGUCUCCAGAUGGCUGCACCGCAGUGCACACGAACAGCACUCACACCACCUGCAGCUGUGACCAUCUCUCCAGCUUCGCCAUCCUAAUGGCUCCCACCACAGUGACGGAGAAUUACCCACUGACCAUCAUCACCUAUGUGGGACUGACCCUCUCCCUGCUGUGCCUCUUCCUCGCCAUCCUCACCUUCCUCCUGUGCCGCUCCAUCCGCAACGUCAGCACCUCCCUCCACCUGCAGCUCUGCCUCUGCCUCUUCCUGGCCAACCUGCUCUUCCUCACCCCAGUGACUCCCACCGGCAGUCAGGUGGCGUGUGCUGUCAUUGCUGGCCUCCUACACUACCUCUUCCUGGCCUGCUUCAGCUGGAUGUUCCUGGAGGGGCUGCACCUCUUCCUCACCGUCAGGAACCUGAAGGUCGUGAAUUACACCAGCGCCAGCCGGUUCAAGAAGAGAUUCAUGUACCCGUUUGGCUACGGAUUCCCAGCCCUGGUGGUGGCUAUUUCUGCAGCGGUGAAUCCUGACGGCUACGGAACGUCCAAACACUGCUGGCUCAGCCUGGAGAGAGGCUUUCGUUGGAGCUUCCUGGGUCCAGUCUGUGCCAUAAUCCUGAUAAAUAUAACGUUCUUUGCCCUGACCCUGUGGAUCCUGAGAAACAGACUCUCCUCCCUCAAUGCAGAUGUGUCCACCCUCAGAGACCACAGGUUACUGACCUUUAAAGCCAUCGCCCAGCUCUUCAUUCUGGGCUGCACAUGGAGCCUUGGUCUCCUCCAAGUCGGCCCAGCAGCCACGGUCAUGGCGUAUUUAUUCACCAUCGUCAACAGCCUGCAGGGAGCCUUCAUCUUCCUGGUGCACUGUCUCCUCAAUCGCCAGGUGAGAGAGGAGUACAGGAGAUGGAUCAAGGGAUUCCGAAUGUCCAGCACAAAAUCUCAGACAUCCGAUCUAUCCAUGUCUGCUGUCCCCACCACCAGCACCAAGACGGUAAGAGGUUCUCUGCUCUGUUCCAAUACCAGCCUGUGA